AUGGCUGGAAAAUCCGUGGAAAAUACACAGGGCAUCACACAGGCUAAAAGACAAGAUAAUAGUAUACUGAGAGAAAAGACUAGUGUUUCAACUCCCAGAAAAUUUGUAGUUGGUAUGGAUUUUUCAAUUGUCACACAGAACACAUUAGGGGUUCUAUCAGGAGGUCAAGGGGAUAAGCAACCACCAGAUAGAGGUGUACAUAACUAUGAUCACACGGUUAAUGGAAGAAUAUGGCUAUUAGUGGACAGAAAUAUAUGGCAAGUGGAUGGGAUAAAAACAGAUGCUCAAUUUAUACAUUGUACCAUUAGUAGCUCUGCUGUCAAGUGUGCUAUGACUGUGGUAUAUGGGUAUAAUAGUUUAGAGAAGAGAAAGGAGAUGUUGCAAAAGCUUAAAAACCUUGCACAAACCAUUAACCACACAUGGUUACUAUGGGGGGAUUUUAAUGCUAUUAUCUCUACUCAAGAUAGAGUAUCAAAGACUGCACCAACACAAGUAGAUGUUCAAGACUUUGCAAAUUUUUAUUCAGACACAAUGAUGUCUGAAAUCCCUUGGAGAGGGGAAUUCUUUACCUGGACAAAUGGGCAAAUGGGUGAAGAUAGGGUAAUUAGCAGGAUAGACAGAGCAUUGGGGAAUGAUGAUUGGAUGAUGAACUUUGAACACCUAACAAUUGAAAUAGGGGAUCCAUUUAUCUCAGAUCACUCACCACUCACACUAAAAUUUCAGAGAAGAAACAAUAACAUAAGAGUGCCGUUCAGAUUUCUAAAUGUUUGGGCUGAGCAUGAAGACUUUCAGAGUAUUGUUAAUGAAGGAUGGCAAGGAGAGCACCAGUCUUGCAAGCUAGCAACUAUCUGGUACAUGCUGAAAGCUAUGAAGCCUGUAUUUAAGAACUUAAACAACAGAAACUUCAAGAAUAUAGCAGAGAAGAUGGAUCAAGCAAUAAGGGAUCUGAUUGAAUGCCAACAAGCAAUGAAUAGAGGCUACUCAGAUCAGCUAAGUAUGAUGGAGAAGGAGGCCAGAUUUCGAUUAGAAAAAUGGUCAAGCAUUGAAGAGAAGAUACUACAACAGAAAUCAAGAGCUCACUAG
Messenger RNA from Nicotiana attenuata, 1083 nucleotides. RefSeq lists its product as uncharacterized. The record is from RefSeq and is a predicted model, not a curated record. NCBI's taxonomy places the organism in Eukaryota, Viridiplantae, Streptophyta, Magnoliopsida, Solanales, Solanaceae. The transcript is spliced from 2 exons. Bases 1 to 1083 code for a protein of 360 amino acids.